UGAGAAACAUUUUUUACCUCCAAAAAGAGGAAAUUAUUGUCAAAGGAUAAAAAAGAAGAAUAUUUAGAAAUCAAAUUCUAGUUAAUUGUAGAAUGUCAGUUACAGGAUCAGGAGAUGCUGGUAUGUCUCGAAUAGAAACUGACAGUUUUGGUGAAAUACAUGUGCCAGUAGACAGAUACUAUGGGGCAAACACUGCCAGGUCUUUGAUGAAUUUUGACAUUGGUGGUCCAACAGAACUAAUGCCAAUUCCAGUAAUAAAGGCUCUGGCAAUCCUGAAGUAUUGUGCUGCUAGAGUAAAUCAAGACUUUGGUUUGAAAGCUGAGCUCUCACAGGCCAUACAACAGGCAGCUGAGGAGGUAGCAAAGGGAUCACUGAAUGAGCAUUUCCCGCUGGUGAUAUGGCAGACUGGCUCAGGUACCCAGAGUAACAUGAACAUGAAUGAGGUACUCAGUAACAGAGCUAUAGAGAUACUAGGAGGAAAACUUGGCAGUAAAACUCCAGUACAUCCUAAUGACCAUGUGAACAUGAGUCAGAGUUCCAAUGACACAUUUCCAACAGCAAUGCAUAUUGCUGUUGCUAUGGAGAUACAUGAAAGGUUGUUACCAGGACUACAGAUGUUACAUGAUGCAUUGAAGGUUAAGAGUGAAGAGUUCAAAGACAUUGUAAAAAUAGGACGAACACAUACACAGGACGCUACCCCACUGACACUAGGCCAGGAGUUCAGUGGUUUUAUACAGCAGAUAUAUAAUGGUAUAGAAAGGGUCAAGGUUACACUGCCUAGACUGUAUGAACUGGCAGCUGGAGGUACAGCAGUAGGGACAGGUUUGAAUACAAGGAUAGGAUUUGCUGAAAAAAUAGCAGACGAAAUUGCAAAAUAUACAGGUUUACCAUUUGUGACAGCGCCAAACAAAUUUGAAUCUCUAGCUGCCCAUGAUGCGCUGUUAGAAGUGCAUGGUGCUUUGAAUGUAGUAGCUAGUAGCAUAAUGAAGAUUGCCAAUGAUAUACGAUUCCUGGGUUCAGGACCAAGGUGUGGUCUGGGAGAGCUCAGUCUACCAGAGAAUGAGCCUGGCAGCAGCAUAAUGCCAGGUAAGGUCAAUCCUACACAGUGUGAAGCCAUCACCAUGGUAUCAGCUCAGGUCAUGGGGAAUCAUGUUGCAGUUACUAUAGGUGGAAGUAACGGACAUUUUGAACUUAACUGUUACAAACCAUUGAUAGUUAGUAACGUUCUUCAGUCUGUCCGUCUGCUAGCUGAUUCCAGUGUCUCUUUCACAAAGAACUGUGUGAAUGGUAUAAAAGCGAACCAGGAUGUUAUAGGAAGAUUGCUAAAUGAAUCACUGAUGCUAGUCACAGCUUUAAAUCCUCACAUAGGGUACGACAAGGCAGCACUGAUAGCCAAAACAGCACACAAAGACGGGGCCACAUUGAAAGUUGCAGCUUUGAAGUUAGGUUUUCUAACAGAGGAACAGUUUGACAGCUGGGUUAGACCUGAACAAAUGCUUGGGCCUAAAUAAAAAAAAUGUGAUAAUCCUAGAUGGGACCAAACAGAAAUUAAUGUGCCUUUUACUUCUUUUGACUUACCUCAUUUUAAAAAGAAAAAAGUACUUCACCCUCAUGGUUUUCACCUUCAUCUGUAAUUCCGAGUCUUUGUUAAAUUUUCCUUAAGCACAUUCCUGCAGAGACAAGAUGAUGUUAGUAUGUUAAACAAUUGUAGAUAAUGGUGUUAUUCUAUGAAUAUCAUUUAAAUAUUAUGUUACCAGGAAAAGGGACUAAAUUAAAGGUCAUGCUAAAACAAUGCAGCAAAGGGGCUUAUCAUAGGACUCUAUUAUAAACAAAAGGGCUGGCAGCUUUUCCUAAAUUCAUUGAACAAAACAGCUUACCUGUUUGAAACUAUCUGACAGUUUGUGACAAGUUAAAAAAAUGAUAAUAUUUUAUACCUUUAAUCCUAAAGUGACCUAGAACUAGAUAUCUCUUCACACUUGAUAAAAAAGGUUCAAACAUUACUAUAUUGUGCAUACUAUUUUCAGUAUUCAAGGAACAGGUCAAAAAUAGCUUAAAACGAAAUUUAAUUGUUAGUGUUUGUGUUGGACUGUUUAUGAAAAUAAAUGCCAGCCUGUACUCUUUCACAUAAUGUCCUUUCAAACCUUUACUUUACUCCUAGUCAACCCUAUACUUUCUUGUAAGUAUGGCACCAAAGGGCAUUGAGUUUUGUAUGACCUAGAAUAAAGUCAGGUUGUAUUUUGUCGCAUAUUUUGUGCUAAUUAAUUUCCACAUGCAUAUAUUUUUGUUAUUGUUUAUAUUUUGUUUUGUGUGGUUACAGACAUUUUUAAGAUGAAUUUACAACUUGAAUCCAAAUACAGUUUAAUCUCAGAGGUAAACUUUGUACAUGGAGUUUCAUUAUGAUACAUGCUUUACAGGCUGUCUUGUACUAACUAAAAUAAUUUUACUCAGAAUUUUCCAUUGCUGGUUUAGUCAUUUAUUUAUCUACAGAAUCUCAUCAAUGUUAAGUCAUUUGUGAUCUCAGUACUUGGGUUUUAUAAUCUCAUAUUUGCAUAAUUAUGUACGUGUGGUAAUGGUGCUAAUAAUAGAUUAUAUUUACAGUUAAGAUUAAACAGAAGUUUGAGUUUACUUUAUACAUGCUGCAGUAUGAUGUUUGUAUUUGCUUUAUACCUGCCCUGGUGCAGUAGUGGUACAGUGUUGAUAACAGAACAUCUGUAAUACUGUUAGCAUGUACCUCUUUUGCUCUGACCUCUGUCAUUGUCUCAUUCAGUAGUCAAUAUUAUAAAGCUUGCAAAGGCCUUUAAUAUGAUUUCUGUUUUAUCAAGUGUGUAGCACUUUCUUCAUUUAAGUCAUUUGAUUUCAUCUGUUAAUGGCCCCAUGUGGUUCUGGGACGAUCUGUGUAUGAAAAGAAUUGGAACCACUGCCUUACCCUUGCGUGAUCGUAAGAGGCGACUAAUAGGGUCUUAACACUUGGUUUUGCAGUAACUCUGUGAUUCCAGCAGGUAUGCAAAUUUUUAUUCCGUACCUCAUGUUUUUAUUUCGAUGUAAAUGAGAUGUGGAACCAAAAUUUGUAGUCCUGUUUGGCGCCAUAUAACCUAUACUGUGUUGGUGCGCCGUAAAACCCAAAUAAAUAAAUAAAAAAAUUCAUCUGUUAAUGAUCUUAUUACUGUGCUGUAGAUUGACUGAUUUUUGUGCAGGCUUUAUUUAGCAGUGUCCUGGAUGGCUGUCAUAUUCACUGUUUAAAGAAUUCUUAAAACUCGAGUGUCUGUGUUGUGGGACAUAAUGCAGAUUAAUAUGCAUGAAUAUUUUAAAUUUGCAUUUCUCGAAAAUAUUAGUGAAAAUAAAACUAGGGUGAAUGUGAAACAGUCUACAAUAAUCAGGGAUAUUUUGAAUUUAUACAAAACACCAAAAACAUUGUUUUGUUUUUUCCCUUUAUUGGUGCCUGGGUUGUCUUAUUGCAAUAUAUGGAUAUUUUGUGAUUUUGUUUUACUAAUAUGCCAAAAAAUAAAUGUGACAGUCAA
This is a messenger RNA of Mercenaria mercenaria, 3518 nucleotides long. RefSeq names its product fumarate hydratase, mitochondrial-like. The transcript has 9 exons. Gene Ontology annotation, biological process: fumarate metabolic process; malate metabolic process; tricarboxylic acid cycle. The coding region runs from base 93 to 1511 and encodes 472 amino acids. Gene Ontology annotation, molecular function: fumarate hydratase activity. NCBI's taxonomy places the organism in Eukaryota, Metazoa, Mollusca, Bivalvia, Venerida, Veneridae. Gene Ontology annotation, cellular component: mitochondrion; tricarboxylic acid cycle heteromeric enzyme complex. The record is from RefSeq and is a predicted model, not a curated record.